Molecule: messenger RNA, 429 nt
Organism: Tetrahymena thermophila SB210
Lineage: Eukaryota; Ciliophora; Oligohymenophorea; Hymenostomatida; Tetrahymenidae
Product: transmembrane protein, putative
Exons: 1
Source: RefSeq, a predicted model, not a curated record
AUGACUUCAAAAACUAUUAUUCUUAUAGCUAUCAUUUCUACCUUAGCUUUGAGUUCAUUGCUUCUCCUUAAUAAAAAAAGCAGUCUAAAAUCUGACUAACCAACCAUUUAUGAUUGGCAAUCAUGCUUGCAGAACACUGUCCUUUCAACUUGCGAUUAAGAUGAUGAUCCUCUCGAUGUUGAUGAAUGUAAUGCUGCUGCAACCACUACUUCUAGUUGCAACAGUGAAUCUUCACCUACAGCAUCACAAUCAUGCACUCAUUGGUGGUAUUUCUAUGAAACCUCCCUAGCUAGUGAAGCUUUGCCUGAUAGCUUUUAUGAAUGUGCUUCUGAUUGCCUUAAUUUUGCUUAAUAAAACAAUUUUUAUUACCAAAAAUUCUUUUCUCCUAUGUGGAUCAACUGUGCUUUACCAACUCAUCAUAACAACUGA